This is a messenger RNA of Dreissena polymorpha, 1289 nucleotides long. RefSeq lists its product as uncharacterized. Bases 1 to 639 code for a protein of 212 amino acids. The record is from RefSeq and is a predicted model, not a curated record. The transcript is spliced from 5 exons. NCBI's taxonomy places the organism in Eukaryota, Metazoa, Mollusca, Bivalvia, Myida, Dreissenidae.
AUGAAUCGGAAUGUAAGAGCAGCAACAGAAUGGCUUCAUUUAGACGUGAUCCUCAAUGGGACGGCAGCAACCUUUGACAUCUCCACAGGAUUUGAAGGUGCAGAACCAUGUUCACUAGAUGCCACACUACACUACUCAUGGGAUUUUGCCCAGUGUGUACACUACCCUCAUCACGCCAUGCAAGUGGGACCAAUCUACUUUGCGACACCAAGAAAGUGCCAUGUGUUUGGGAUGUGCGCUGAAGGAACAGGAAUACAGAGAUUCUAUAUGAUUGACGAGUCAGAAAUGCCUGGGAAAGGUGGCGAUUGUGUCACAAGUUUGGUGCACCACUAUUUUUCUCACUUUGGCGCUGGAGAAAAACAUGCAGAGAUUCACUUUGACAAUGCUGUUGGGAAGAAUAAAAACAACACCAUUCUGGGCUAUUGCAUGUGGAGAGUGUUGACAGGUCUGCAUGAGUCUGUUUCCUUGAGUAUGAUGCUACCGGGACAUACCAAAUUCACGCCAGAUUGGCACUUUGGUGUGUGGAAAAUAAAAUUGCGCCAAUCAGAUGCUGAAUGUAUGGAGAACAUUGCUUACACAGUUAAAGCAUCUUCUAGGUCCGGGCAUAACAUUCCGCAACGCGUAAAUGAUCCAUCUUGACCGGUGGUGUUUUUGAACUGGAAGACAUUCUUCGAAAACUAUUUCAAACUUUAAAAAAACAUCACAAAAUACUACCACUUUCGUUGCACUGCUGAUGAGCCAGGGGUUCUCAUUUGUCGAGAGUUCUGUGACUUGGAGGAAGUUAGAUUUAAUCUUCUAAAGGCAAGACCCGAGGCAGGCUGCUUUCCAACAGUUAAGGUUAUCCCCCCUCUAGAUCAUCUGAGGCAGUGGUAUCUUUACGAGAAAAUUGCACCGUUCUUUAUCAAUGAAGUUGCCAGAGACAUUGUGUGUCCCAAACCAUCUAUUCCAAAGUAAAAAAUGUGAGAGCUUGUUAUCCUAUUAACAAUUGUUCAUUUUCUCAAAUUGUUGUUCUUGCAUGAUACUUAUGUGAGCUGUUUUUUUCUGAUUAUUAUUCAUGACUAGGACAUUUACAUGGUAUUGUUAUUUGUAUGACAUUUAGCUGAAUAUCUUAUUAAUAGUGUGUUUCUUUUAUUGAAAGUGACAUAGCAAUCAAUAAUCAAAAAUAGUUUAUGGGCAUAUAUAAGCUGAACUUAGAUUUAUAAUUAAUUAACAACUCACUCAUAGUGAUCUCACUAUAAAAUAUUCUGUACAGUAUGAUUAUUACAUUGUAUAAUAUGACUGGUAUGUGU